Messenger RNA from Gryllus bimaculatus (two-spotted cricket), 9222 nucleotides. NCBI's taxonomy places the organism in Eukaryota, Metazoa, Arthropoda, Insecta, Orthoptera, Gryllidae. The record is from the annotation of a GenBank genome assembly.
AAAUACUUUAAAUAAAAGUAAAAUCUCUGCUCUUCAUGAUGGUAAGAAAAAAUUUGGCCCUUGCUGCCUAAUUUUUGAAUAAAAAGGGCAGGUUCUUAUAGAAAAACUUUCACGGCCCUAGGUUUUUUAGUUAUUGAAGAAGUAUCAAAGUAUAUUUUUCUUUUAUUGAACUCGCAGUAAAUUUUUGGAGGAAUCCAAUGAUAUUAAAUGUAAUAUACAUCACUGGGCAUUCUAAGGAGUAAGUGAUAAAAAAAAUGAUGCAAUGUACAUCCCAGUACUGGUUGGCAGCAUAACAUCAUGAUAUUGUCAACAUAAUCAAUAGUAGAUAGUGCGAAAUUAUGAAAAAUAAUUUGAGAGAUUGAACUUAAUAUGAAAUAUUGUCUUUAUACGGUAGAAAUUUCAUACUUCUUUUGUAAGUAUUUAAAGUCUCCAUUCACAUUUACAAGCAGCUAUUGAUAAUUUAUGGGCAUAAUUGCUAAGUAUUUGUCAAGUAAUCAGCAUUACAUUUUGCAUACACUAUUACAUUUUGUGUAGAAAAUUGUAUCCAUUUUCUAACAAAACUGUCAAGAUGCAUUAGAAAAACGAUCAUUACAUUUAUUCUUAUACAGGAAUUAAUUUGGAACAUAUACAUUUUCCCUAAAACAUUAUUUCUGUUUCCGUGUCCUUUUCCCUUCAUUUUUAUCAUCGUGGCCACUGGUUUUAGGCAAGUACACAGAAUGUCCAGAUUUCUUUAGGUGCUCAAAAAGUUUAUUUUUAGAUGGAAACUCAGCAUUGCAUGUUGCACAGCAUAAGUUUACCUCCUUGGCUCCUGUUGUUCCAGGAUCCACAUCCUUCUUUGUUUUUUUCCUUAUUUCUUUAACGUUCUUACUUUUGCUUUCUAAUUUUGCACUAUCUCCUUGCUCAUGUUCUAAUUUACCCAUGUCACUAGAACUGACCUUUUUAGUUUCUUUUUGUUUCUUUUUUCUACUUCUGGAAUCAUCCCAACUUCCUUCAUCUACAUUUUCACCUUUUACACCAGUUUCCAUUACUGGUAAUUUUGACUCCCCUGGAUCUCUUGGUUUCUUGCCUUUCUUCGAUGACAAUGAUACAGAUUCAUCAUCAGCAUCUUCUAUAUCACUCAUGUCACCAUCACCCGUAUCCGAUCCACUGGCAUCAACACCUUGUUCACUACCCAUACCAUUGUUUUGAGAUUUUACUUGUUUUAACUGUUGCUGUUUCUUACGUUGUUUUUUAGAUUGCGCAAAUGUCAAAUCAAUAUUUGAAUCCGAGUCUUCACUAUUCACCAUUGCACUAACAAGUUUACUUUUCCGUUUCUUUUUCUUCUUCGCUUUUGAUUCUGUUACUUCCACUUCCUCCUCUACAUCACUAUCUUGAUCAUCAUCUUCAACUUCAUCUCUUCCACUAUCAAGAUUUAUACAACCAUUGUCCAUGUUAUUUCCUCCUACUUUCAAUUCGUUCAUUGUCACUUCAUUUUUCAAAAGUUCUACAUUUUCUUUAUGUUUCUUAGAAUUCUCAUGAUUGGCAAAUGCUUUUUCUGUUUUAAACAUUUUAUCACAAGCUACACAAUACAUGUUUUGAGAUUUACUUUCAUCUCUCAAACUAUCACUGUCAUCAUCCUCUUCCGAACUAGCUUCACUGUCUCCGAAUUCAGCUGCCAUUCUGGCCUCUAUUUCUUUAAGCUCACGCUCCACAUUAGAAAAUUUUGACCACUCCGACUCCUUAUAGUCUUUAAGAGCAGCCUGCUUUUCUUUUAAUUGUUGUUUACGUUUCUCUUCAGAUUUCUUGGCAUUGGCAGAUGCCUUUUCUUCAAGAAGUUUUAUAUAUGUCUGAACACGUUUAUCUCUCUUUCGAACAAAUGCCACAAGAUUACGGAUUUCUUCAUUUCGUUCUUUUCUUGCUUUAUCCCUAACUUUCUUAUUUUCUUUUUCAAUCAAACGUAAAACUCUUCGAUUCGGAGCUUCUCUGAUAUCAUGGGGAUCAAGCCAAGCAUAUGACUUUUUUGUGGAGUAACUCUGCCAAUAAGCAUAAAAUGGAUGUACAACAUCUUCAUAAGAACUUACUGAAUUUCCAAAUGAAGGUACUUCAAAGUCACUAUCUUCAAUAAAUUCAGAAUCUUCCGAUGCAAUUUUAUUAAAUACUUCUCUGUAAACAGAAUAAAAACUUCUAUCAUCGUCUCCAUAACCUUUAAAACAUGCCGAUGAAAAAUACGGGAAAACAUCCAGGCUGUCAUCUUUGUAGCCAUCACCACCAUGACAACCACGAAUAAUUGAUUCUCUAUAUUUAUCAUAGAAUGCCCUUUCUUGAGGAUCACAUAAUACUUCGUAUGCUUGCUGUACGAAGAGAAAUUGUUCCUGUGCCUCCUUGACAUUAUCCAAAUUUUUGUCAGGAUGCCAUCUCAAUGCCAAAGUUCGGUACGCUUUCUUCAGAUCUUCACUACUUGCAUCCCUAGGUACUCCAAGAACUUCGUAAUGACACUUCAUUGUAGAUAGAAGUCUGUAAUUAAAAAAUACUAUAGACAACGUGUAGCUACGGCCAUUUAACCUCACUUUCUAAACGGAAUUAGAAUUACAAGCUUCUUCGAUUUUGAACUACAACUGUGUUAACAACUGCAAUAAAGGGAUUGUAAAAUGCAGGCAUGCGUAAACAUAUGGGCAAUAAUGGGAAAAGAACAGGAGAAAUUAUCUUUACCUGACACUUUCACAAGAACUUUCACACUUCUAUGCAACAGACCGGGUCUAGCCUCUCCACCCGAUCCAAACCGAUCACCAGUUCCAGUUCUUCUCGGAUGUUCACGACUCUAGCAGAUAUGCCAAAAGUGCAACGAGUACCAACAUCGAGAAGCAACCACGUUUCGCACGUUCCCAAUCGUACUACAUCACCGUUACCACAGCUUGGAAGUAGACAGUCAAUAAUUGUUUUCAGGAGUUCUCCAGUUCAUUAGAACGCGUUUAUUUGUUAUUCAUAAAAUUAAUUUUCUUUCCUGUUGGCACAGUUUUAAUUUGUUCUUUCUCUGCAUGUUUGAUGUGACGUAAGAACUGCUAAGUGUCACAUUGCCCUCAGUGUUGUGGUUAUACUGCAGUGAAUUUUGCGGCAUGCCUGAAGACAUUUUGUGAACCGGUCUACUAAGUGACUACAUGAGAUUGGUGACCUGUCAAAUAUUCAAAACUGAGGACAUUCCAUCCAAAUAGUUAAUGAGUGAUAACGAUGUUAUUCAUAAUGAUACUCCAACAGAAUCAGACAAGAUGGAUAUCAGUGAAGUAUCUGACCAAGCAACCCCAUUCAGUGACAGAAGCCCAUCAGAAGUCAUAGACAAUCAGGAACCCGAUGCAAAUGCUGUAGUACUUGAUAACGCACCAGCAGUUGCUGCUGCUGCUGCUGUUACUACUAAUAUUACAUCAACUACCACCGAUAUGUCUACUCCUCUUACCACAGACAAGUUACUUCAAGAGAAAAUGUUACGGGCAACGAAUGUGACGUCCAACCUUACUACUUCCAAACCUAUUGGUGUUACAUCUACAACCAUGGCAAACGACAAAGACUCUCUCUCAGGAAAGGAACAAGAUUUGGGCAAUUGGUCAAGUGCUGGUGAAGACACUACAUUAUCAAGGGAACAUUCUGAAAGUAAAUUGAGUUUGGAAGGUUUGGAUUUAGAACUUCCAACUCUAGAAAUGUACCAGGAGGAAUUUGUUGAUUUUCCAAGUAGUCCCACUCAUGAGAAUUUUCAGCCUCAGUUACUGGUGGGUGAACGUGAUUCUGGCAAUGCUGGCGGGAGCGAGGAAGAAGAGGAAGAUACAUCUAUCUACAGGGCUGUUCUCUCCCCUAACUGUCAGGAUGUGCGUCUGCGGAAAGAAGUAGCAGUAGGAGUAGCAAGUAUGGUAGACAUUCCAGCCACCACUUCUGCCAUACUCAACAACAAUUCCAUUGCCACCUGCAUUAGUUCCACUCUCACUGCUGCCAUCACUGAUGUGCCUUUAACCACUACCACCACUGUUACUGCCAAUGUAGCAAACACAAAUGUCACUGCUGCAACUUCUUCAGUUGAUUCAAAUGAAGAUGAAAAGAAUCGUUCUCACAGGAAAGUUCUUAGUCCCAAUCCUGAAGACACUCAGCUCCCUGAUAUUGGUGGCAUGCCAAUAACUGUGAUCGAGACAACUGAAGAGCUUCCACGGUCAACUGCCUUCCAUAAAAGUAUGGAAUCCUUGUCUGGAAUGAAAACCAUUCUUUCUACACCUGUACUAGAUGAUGGUUCUGGAGAUGAAAGCAAUUCAGAUUUUGUAUUUGAACGUCGAGAUUCUAAGCGAUUAUCACGAUAUGCAUUAGGAGAACGUGUUAUGGAAGGUCUAUUUGUGGAAAGUCGAAACAAAGACUCUGGCGCUAAUUCUGGCCUUCGAAAGAUCUCUGUACCAGAUGAAGUAAUGAAUAGUCCUGAAUCUGAUUCAAAAGAUUUAGAUUUAAGUUUUGAAAGUUCUGAUAAUUUAAAUGGGGAAAUUGCAAAGAAACAGCCGUUAGUUCGCAAAUUCCCUCCUCUGGGACCAACUAAUUCAGACCCUGGUCCUGGUAAACCAGUUCCAGCUGCAAGAUCAAAAUCUAUAUUGUGGGAUAGUGGCACAGACUAUAGCAAAAUGACAAGUCCACCCUGCCCCAAACCACGAAGGAAAAAUCGUACGGCAGUGCCAGCAGAAUCCUUCAAGCAUGAAACCAAAGGACCUCAGUUGCUGUUGAAUCCCUUAACUUUGGAUUCACAAACACCUAUACGAAGAGUGGCUAAAGUCAAUCCUGAUGGUACAGUGGAAGUUGAAGAACGACCUGGCUCCCUAAUAUCAUCUCAGCGUGGGGGUCGACGAAGGAUUAGAGUGACAGCAGAUAUACUCAGUGGUCAUGCGAGAGAAGAUGAAGAUGAUGAUCCUGAAGAUGGUGAUGCAUCAUCAAUUGGAGGCCACAGCAGUCGUCUGUCGGAUGCAGAUCUCUUGUCUCCGGGAGAAGAUGAUGCAGACCUAGAUGCACUUCUUAGUCCUGGCGUGGAUACUCCAGAUGAACUAGAAGAUUCUAUUCUGGAACGAUUGGGAGAGCCACCUCCAAUGACAACCCCUGCUGCAGCCCCCAUCCCCGAAUUGACUGCUGCUGAGGAGAGAGUGGAAUCUCGCAAUUGGCGGAGUUGUGUGAUUGAGCCUUACAAACGUGUGUUAUCUCAUGGAGGAUACCUUACCGCAGGAUCACAUAAUGCUAUCAUAGUAUUCAGUGCUUGCUUUCUCCCUGAUCGGAGCCGUGUUGACUAUGACUAUGUAAUGGAUAACUUGUUUCUAUAUGUUUUGACUACUUUGGACCAGUUGAUUACAGAAGAUUAUGUUCUUAUCUACUUGCAUGGAGCUACACAACGUUCUUGCAUGCCUACAUUCACAUGGUUGAAGCGGUGUUACCAACUUAUUGAUAGACGUCUUCGAAAGAAUCUCAAAGGACUGUAUCUUGUGCACCCAACGUUUUGGCUGAAGACUAUUGUCUUAAUGACCAAACCAUUUAUUAGCUCAAAAUUUAGUCGCAAGUUGAGGUUUGUUGACAACUUAGCUGAACUUGCUGCUAUUGUGCCACUGGAACAGGCUAGCAUCCCUGAUCGAGUUAAACAGUUAGAUGAUGAAUUGGAAGAGCGAGCUGUUAAGCGGAGAAGCCUUUUAAAUUGGUGGUGGACGCAAACUCCAGACACAACGACAGUCUCCUCAUAAUACUAUUCCAGAUAUAUACAGUUAAUUUUUUUAUAAUACCUUCUUCUUUUAAUUGCACCAUGAUUUGGCAUCUUUCACAUGUCUUAAGUGGUGUUGUAAUAAGCAUUGAGAAUGUAAAAGUAUUUUUGUAGGAAAAUAAGUUUUUUCAUGCAUGUGAAGGGGAAAAUAUAACCAAUAACUAAUUUGGCAAAAAUUCUGUAUGUUGUGUAAUACACAUUUCAAAUUCUGUUAAUUACAGAUACAAUGAUAGUUGAUACUGAUUCAAAUAUUCAAGUAUGACGUUAAUAUGUAAUCUGGAGCAUUAAAAAAGCAAUAAAAACUAUUCGCUGGCGAAUCUCAUUAGCAAUAGGCAUUCAUACCUCAUGUGGGUGUCUUCAUUAACAAUAACCUGUAUCUUAGAUUACUCAUGCUUUGCAACUCAUUAUUUUGUGUAUGAAAUUUGUAUUUGUCACGAAUAUUUAAGAUUCUAGAAGAAUAUGUUAUUCAAAUUUUAUAGACAUUGAAGGAGGAAUUGUUUUUCGUGUUUCAUUUACUAUGUUCCUUUAGGUAAAGAAAUUUGUAAGCAAAGAAUUUUUGGGUUAAUGAUCUUUAUUUCGAGUGUUCCUGAUACUUCAACAGUGCAAUCUUAGAUAGUUAUCAGAGAAAUUGAAAAAGAAGCAGUGUCAUUGCAUGUUAAGAAUAAGAAAAUUUUCUCUGAAAUAUUCACAUACUGCCACAGAACUGUCAGCAAUGUACUCAUGUUGACAUAUUUCUGCCCACUGCCUUUCCAUUGAGAAAGUGUGGGAACUGUUUUGAGAUUUACAAAUAUUGCCAACAUCUGAUUAGAGUAUAUAUAGUACUCUUUCUUGUAUGAUUUAUUACAAUGGGUUACAAAUGCACUGACUUACAUUGGUGCUUUUCAAGAAUAUUGGUAACAUGAAGCUGAAUGCUUAAAAUUAUUGACUUCUCAUGUAAAUACAUGUUUUUAGGCAUACAAUGGCCACUUCUUGUGCACAGUGAGAACAAUUUGGUAGUACUUGAUAUGCAUGUGCAUAUAAUAAAUGUAUUGUGAUUGGAUUGCACUGUGUAAUUAUAAUAUAAAUGUAUGUUUUGCCAUGUAGAAUUGUGUAAAGAAUGUGAAAGGAAUGUCUGGAAGUUAUAUUUCUUAAAUCACUUUCCUUUCUGGUGUAAAAUUCAAUAUGUAUAAAGCGCACAGGCAAGAAUGAAACAAUGUAUGUAUAGGAAGUGAAUGCACAUGUUAGUUUUAUUGCAGUAUGCUGUUACUGAAAUACCACUAAAAAGUAUUUUCGUGUUGUUUUUUAUAUUUUUAUUUAUUUCUGUGUAGACAAUACAAGGAUGUAACUGAAGCGAACUGUGUAAUACUAUAAAAAACAAAUUUCCUGUAAACACAACCACGUUUCAGAGUAAUUUGUUAACUUUCUGUUUGUAUAAAGUGGACAAUUGUGCAGAAAUGUUCUUCGUUGAAAAUCCACAUAAACCAACAUAGGCAGUAGAACAAGGUUAUCUCAAACUUUGGAUUCAAAAACCCUCUAUUUCUUGUAACAUUAGUAUUCUGAGACCAGUGCCAGUUAAAAAGCUAUGAAAAUGUAACAUUUAUUUUAAUAAUUCACACUUGUUUCAGUGCCUCAAAAAACCUCAUGCAAAUAAUUACAAUUGGAAUUCCAUCCAUAUUCUAGAUAUAUUACUUAUGAUAAGCAUUCCAAAUUUAAUUCCAAAGUCUCCAAAUUUAAAUCUGCCACUCAUCAUAUUAUAACCAUUAGUACAGUAUUUCGACUUUAAUUGUUUCACAUAAAAUUGCAUAUUCUCUGUAGUUCUUAUUUUUCACAUGAGUUUAUUUUGUUUUUGCUACUUUUCUAAAAAAAUUUCAAAAAAUAAACAAACAAAAUGUAUGCCAAAUAUACUUUAAUGCUGACAGAUACAGUAAUAAAUUCUGAAAUGUUCUGCGAAUAAAUACUAUAUAAAAUGCUUAUUUGACAAAUCUCUUUUACAUCAGCAGUUUUUUGAUGUCCUCCAAUACAUGCACUACUCAUGUCCUCACUAAUCAUUAUGAACUUAUAUCCACAUCCAUAGUUCGCUAUAGACAGUAUAGCCAUUCCAGAAUUUAUAUGAAUAUUAUUGCCCGAAACAAUGUAACGAAUUCUGUUUAUAAGAUUCACACGUAUUAAUGCAUUGUCCCAAUUUUAUAUCAAUACUUGGUCAUUGUAUUCUAGGGUCACUUAUAUACACAAAAACAAAUAAAGCAAAAUAUUAACUUGUAAUUUUGGUGGUUGGCUAAAAGUUUAUAAUAGUCCAUUGUUUAUACCCAGUGUGAUAAAUAAUUGUUGACUACUUUUCAUAACGCUUCAGCGUAAUUAUUUUCAUCACUGAAAUACUUUGCAAGAUAAAGAUAUGCAUACUUAACAUAAAAUGAAUCGGUAUUUGAAAAUAGAUUGAUCAAAGAUCUUGGGGCAGGUAAAUUGUUAACAUCAGUUCUUGCUACAUAGUAUAAACAAAUUAAAGAAAAUUGAUACCUAACCACUUUGAUUAUUUCAGAGAGUAUUCUUGGAAUCAUUUAAGGAAAAUGUAUGAAGGUAUGAAAAAUAAAAUUAUUUCCAAGACUUUUUCAUAUAUGUCCAUUUCAUUAUGCAAUUAUUGCUUUUAUGCUUUGUUACAAGAUAGUUUAUAGUUUUACCUUUUAAAAUGAUAUAUGUAACAUAAUCUCUUCCAUCAGAAAAAGUCAACGUUAUUAAUAUUCUGUUCUAGAAAAAACAAUUAAUAUUGUUCUUAUGGUUUUCUUCCAACAGUUGCAAUUUUGUAAUUAUUAUUAAUAUUGAGAUUCAUAUUGAAAUGUGUGCCACUGAACUGCUGUUCAAUGUUAAUCAAAUAAUUAAUAGUACCUAUUCUAAAUUGGCACUGGUCUUACUAUUAAAAAUGGAAAGCAAUGGUUUAAAAAUCCUUAAAGCGCUAUUAAAUGUUUCCAAUUUGGGCAGAUAUUUGUAGGACCACAAAAAGUGAUUGCCUUUUGAACAUUUUGUAACAUUCCUAAUGAAUUACCUUGUAUGGUACAAAAAUUGAUCUCGCUAAAAUAUUUGUUCUUAUUAAACUAUGUUCCACUUGUUCUGUUUGGACUGAAGUUCACUGUACAGAGUAGCACAGGGUAUAUGAGGAAAUUGGUUUACUUCUUUAUUAACAUAGCAAAUUCAAUAUUUCAGUCCUUGUGACGAAUCAAUUCAUAAACAAUUAAUGGAAAUAUUGUGAACAGGUAAAGCCUUUCUAUGUAUACAGUAAUCCCUCCAUUGCUUUUUAGCAUAUUCAAUGAAGACUUUUACUUCACUUCAUUUGUAAAUUGUAGUAAUUUUGACUGACAUACAAAUUGCAAGGCUUCAAAUACAAUCUGUAAGAACUAUUAACUAAGAUUUAUUGUACAUAAUAUUCAUGUAGUGGAUUCAUUGCUAAAGUGGCAGAAUGAGUACAAUAUGUUAUUUACCUGGAGAAGAAUGUUAGUUUAAAACAUUUCUGUUCUGAG